Molecule: messenger RNA, 1527 nt
Organism: Aureobasidium namibiae CBS 147.97
Lineage: Eukaryota; Fungi; Ascomycota; Dothideomycetes; Dothideales; Saccotheciaceae
Product: HK97 family phage prohead protease
Exons: 4
Coding region: 1-1527 (508 amino acids)
Molecular function (GO): monooxygenase activity; oxidoreductase activity, acting on paired donors, with incorporation or reduction of molecular oxygen
Source: RefSeq, a predicted model, not a curated record
AUGGCUGCUAACAAAGAAAUCCUCAUCAAUGCCUUUGACAUGAGCACCAUUGGGCAUCUUUCGCCAGGACAAUGGAAGAACCCUAGCGACAAGUCAACCACAAAGCGCAAACUGGAUUAUUGGAUCGAUCUGGCAAAGCUACUCGAAAAGGGCGACAUCAAUGCUCUGUUCCUGGCCGACACAUAUGGCGGCUACGAUACAUACGAGCAGAGUCUGGAUGAGUGUAUUCGCCGCGCAGCACAAUGGCCCGUGACUGAUCCUACCAUCCCAAUCUCAGCCAUGGCAGCCGUGACCAAAAAUCUCGCCUUUGGUAUUACAGCAAGUACCUCGUUUGAACCACCAUUCUUGCUUGCGAAGCGCUUUUCGACGCUCGAUCAUUUGACUCAAGGUCGUAUCGGCUGGAACAUCGUGACUUCGUGGAAGAAGGCAGCGUUCAAGGCCAUCGGCAUUGAUACACCCAUUGACCAUGAUGAACGUUACGCCCAAGCUGAUGAGUACUUGAGAUUACUUUAUAAACUCUGGGAAGGCUCGUGGAGCAACGAUGCCAUCAUCGCUGACGCCGAGAACGAUGCUUAUUUUGACCCCGAUAAGAUCAGAACCAUAAAGCACCAAGGAAAGUACUUCAACCUUGAGACGAGACAUAUCGUCGAUCCAUCGCCUCAGCGUACACCGUUCUUGUUCCAGGCAGGCACAUCUCCUGCGGGUUCAUCUUUCGCAAGCAAGCAUGCAGAGGCCAUCUUUGUUUCUGGUCACAGUCCUCAAGUCCUGAGGCCUCGCAUCGAUGCAAUCCGCAAGCUAGCAGAGCAGGAAGGCCGCGACCCAAGAUCUAUCAAGUUUUUCGCCACCUUCACGCCAAUUCUGGGCAAGACAGAUGAGGGAGCCCAGGAGAAGCUCGCUGAACUUCAAAAGUAUGCCUCCGUGAAAGGAGGGCUUGUAUUGUUUUCUGGCUGGACUGGCAUUGACAUUUCGACAAUUCCUCUGGACCAGGAAAUCACCGCUGCAGACUCAAAGGAGGUUCACAAGGUGACUUCGCAGCUCCACGCCUUUACCACUACCAGCAAGGAGGUGCCCAAGUGGACCCCUCGCGUCGUCGCCGAGAAAGUGGCUAUUGGAGGUCUCGGUCCUGUUGGUGUCGGCUCACCAGCCACCGUCGCAGACGAGAUGCAACGCUGGGUCCGCGAAGCUGAUCUUGAUGGCUUCAACAUCGGCUACGUCACCACACCGGGCACUUUCGAGGACGUGGUCGAGCUUCUGAUCCCUGAAUUGCGUCGUCGCGGCGUGUACCCUGAGAAGGGUGCGAAGGAAGGAUUGACAGCAAGAGAGAAGGUCUAUGGCGCUGGACAGGCAGGCGUGAGAGCUGAUCACACGGCGAGUGGAUAUAAGUACGACGUGUACAAGGAGGAUGAGCCAUAUGUGGCUCAAGAAGAGCAACAAGCAACACUGGAAAAGCAUGAAAACCUUGCGGCUUCCAACACCUUGUUAGAAAAAGGCAAAGUCACAGUCAGCGCCUCUGAAGUCGUCGCAUAA